Messenger RNA from Eimeria tenella, 858 nucleotides. RefSeq lists its product as uncharacterized. The record is from RefSeq and is a predicted model, not a curated record. The coding region runs from base 1 to 858 and encodes 285 amino acids. Lineage: Eukaryota; Apicomplexa; Conoidasida; Eucoccidiorida; Eimeriidae. The transcript is spliced from 4 exons.
AUGCAGACUGCCUUUCUACUGCGGAGCUGCUCCAGCAGCAGCAGCAGGAGAGGGGACUUCGCUCGUGUGAGUAGCAGCAGCAGCAGCGGCAGCAGCAGCAGCAGCAGCAGCACCACGAGCAGCGAACCCACCGUCAGCCACAGCAUCAGGCCCCGCAGCGACAGCAGCAGGCCGCGCAGCAGCAACGGCCGCAGCAGCAGCAGCAGCAACAACAACCGCAGCAGCAGCAGAAGCAGAAGCAGCAGCAGCAGCCGCUGGUACGCGACAGCAAAGCGGCAGCAAAUAAGAGCUGGCCGUUUGCAAGAGUCUAUUAAGAUUAUUCUGCAGAGAUUCUUGUCCAGAAACGCUCACAAGUUCUUGCCUGCCAGCCGCUUCGGGUCGUACAGCUCAAAAGAGUCGCUGUGGCCAUCAGCAGCAGCAGCAGAAGCAGCAGCAGCAGAAGCGGCAGCAGCAGAUGAAGUAGCAGCAGCAGAUGAAGCUGCUGCUGCUGCUGCUGCUGCUGCCUGCAGCAUUGAUGUGGUGUCUGUACACCUGAACCGAGGCCUCGAAAUAGCUGAAGUGCAGCUGGCCAUAGACGGGGACCCAGCGGAGCAGCAGCACAUGUUUGCUGCAGUGGAGCGGAAGGUGGGGCAGCUGCGGCGAGAAGUUGCUGCUGCGCUGCAGCUGCGGAGAGCCCCUGUGCUGCGGCUGUCUCUGUGUGACCUUGACCAAGCCGCCAGCCUCUUCACGUUGCUGCACUCCAUGGAAACAAACGAGCAGCAGCAGGAAGAGGAGCAGCAGCAGCAGCAGCAGCUAGACGAAGCUCUUGGGCAGCAGCUGCUGCAGCAGGUGAUGCAGGAGCGGCGACGGAGGCACUGA